AGUGAGCCCAACCAGUCUAGGGAAAUCCCCACCUCCCAAAAUCGACCAACUAUAAAUUCACCUUGAAACUUCUUCACCUCGUCCGAAACCCUAAGCGGCCCCAAUCCUCAAACUCUUGCCUUCCCUGCUCUGCGCCUCCGAACUCUCCCAAUCAUGGCGGACGUUGAGACCGAUGUGGCGGCAGCCGGAGUCCCGAAGAAGAGAACGUUCAAGAAGUUCAGCUUCAGAGGCGUCGAUCUCGAUGCACUCCUCGACAUGUCCACUGACGAACUCGUCAAGCUCUUCCCUGCUCGAGCUCGCAGAAGGUUCCAGAGGGGUCUGAAGCGCAAGCCCAUGGCUUUGAUCAAGAAGCUUCGCAAAGCCAAAAGGGAGGCUCCACCUGGUGAGAAGCCAGAGCCAGUUCGUACCCAUCUGCGUAACAUGAUUAUAGUACCGGAAAUGAUAGGAAGCGUUAUUGGUGUGUACAAUGGAAAGACCUUCAAUCAGGUUGAAAUCAAGCCCGAGAUGAUCAGUCACUACCUUGCUGAGUUCUCAAUUUCAUACAAGCCCGUCAAGCACGGUAGACCUGGUAUUGGUGCCACCCACUCUUCAAGGUUCAUUCCUCUGAAGUGAGAUCUCUUCCGGCAGCAGUCUAGAUAUCUAGUUGUGUUAUUGUGUUAUUUUCACAAGACUGAUGGUGAUCAAAUUUUUGUUCGUUUCUCUUGAUUUUUGCCUAUGUUGUGACUUUUGAUGUUGGUACUCUAUAUGAAGUUAAUUUACCGUAUUGUUGAUUACUCCAUA
This is a messenger RNA of Rosa rugosa (rugosa rose), 780 nucleotides long. Its product is annotated as small ribosomal subunit protein uS19x. Bases 154 to 612 code for a protein of 152 amino acids. Gene Ontology annotation, cellular component: cytosolic small ribosomal subunit; ribosome. The transcript is spliced from 4 exons. Gene Ontology annotation, molecular function: structural constituent of ribosome; RNA binding. NCBI's taxonomy places the organism in Eukaryota, Viridiplantae, Streptophyta, Magnoliopsida, Rosales, Rosaceae. Gene Ontology annotation, biological process: translation; ribosomal small subunit assembly. The record is from RefSeq and is a predicted model, not a curated record.